UAUAAACAUGUGACUUUUACUUUGAGCUGCAGCAUGUAUCCCCACAGUCCUCCGCCGAUGGGGCGCCGACCACGCAAUCCCUACAAUGGCCAUUUGCCCUUACCCCCGGUGCAUCCUCAACACAACCCACGAAGGCUGGCCGGUGCUCAGCUUGAUGUCAUUAACAGCUUCCUCUCUCCCCAACCCCAGUUGGUUGGCCCUACGACGUUGCCCUUAUAUCACUGGAAACCCACACUGCCCAGCUCUCCACUCCCUGGUCCUCACAAAUUGAAUAUGCCCAACAGGCGGAAGAGGCGCAAUGACAGCUACAGUUCCAAUGGAUUGAAGCGCCAGCGCCUUGACUCCUCCCCUCAACAACAAAAAGACAGUCCUCUCAUUCAAACCCCUCUGCCCCUACACCGUCCUGACCAAGAGGUUGCAGGGACAUCACGGAUGACCCCGUCCAGUUCUAAUAAUUUCCACUCCAGCCCCCAACCCUACCUGCCGUCACACACUAUUCCAGGAAGCACAAGCAAUCUGCAGACCUAUGCAAAGGACAAGUUAAGUGUUCAGAUGGUCGAGCUAUUUGAAGCAUGCCAACAACAAGCUUCCGAUUUGCUCCGGAAAGAGACAUGCAGGUCCCAGCUACAAAGAGACAUACAGAAUAUCUUUCCAAUGGCCCGUCUUUACUUGACUGGUUCUUCUAUGAAUGGAUUGGGCUGCAGGACAAGUGAUGCUGAUCUGUGUCUGGUCGUGGUGGGAUCUAUGAAUCGGUUUCCGGAUGCCAUUUACAUACUCACUGUACUUCAAAAACUGUUCAAAUCACUGUCAUACCUAGAGAAGAUACAGCUGAUCAGAGCCAAGGUCCCUAUCCUCAGAUUCAAAGAGCGAGGCAGUGGUCUGGAGUUUGAUCUUAAUAUCAACAACACGGUGGGCAUCAGAAACACGUUCCUCUUAAAGAGUUAUGCGUAUGCGGACCUCAGGACAAGACCCAUCAUCCUCGUUAUCAAAAAAUGGGCACGGUACCAAGACAUCAAUGACGCCAGCAAAGGAACACUUAGCAGCUACACACUUGUGUUGAUGGUGCUUCACUACCUCCAAACUCUUAAAAUUCCUGUCCUCCCAUCUCUUCAGAAGGACUAUCCAGAGUGUUUCAAUCCUUCAAUGGAGAUUGACAUGGUUCCAGAGGGACCCAGACACAUCCCCCGCUACAUCUCUCGAAACCAGUCUUCUCUGGGAGAACUCCUUCUGGGCUUCUUCAAGUACUACAGCACAGUUUUCAGGUGGGAUUCGCAGGUGAUCUCUGUGCGAGAGGCCAAGGCUCUGCCAAAGACCAAUUCUCGGGAGUGGAGAGACAAAUUCAUUUGUGUAGAGGAGCCGUUUGAACGAAAUAACGUUGCCAGAGCAGUCCAUGAGAAGGUCAAGUUUGAUGCCAUUAAAGCUCAGUUUGCUGAGUCAUGGAGGAUACUACAGCAGAGAAAGGACCUGAACUCUAUCCUCCCUGUCAGAGCCAUCAUUAACAAAGAGUCAUCCAAGAGAUAAGGGAUUUCUCUAAUUAGUGGAGCGGACUACAGUCUCAUGCCUGAAAAUAGGACUCUCCCCAGAGAUAAUGAGACACCUGGAGUCAUGCUGAGGGGAAUGCCCAGCAACUCUUGGCCUCACAGACAGAAGGACUUGGAAUCUAAUCUGUUAUAUUCUCCUGAGAUUCUUGUUCACACAAGCCCUACAUAAAAUCCAUGACAUCCUAAAAAUUUUACAUUCACUGUCAGGGUUUCCUCCUUGUUUGCCAGUUCUAUGUUGUUGUUGUUGAUUAUAUAGUAACAGAAACUAGAAAAAAAAGACUUGUGCAGUGACACCAGAGGACCAGAAAAUCAAAAUCACAUUGCUACUAGAAGCUGAUUACUGGAACCCAGUGCGCUGUUGGUAGAAAACUGCAUGGUCAACUAAAACAGCCCCAACAUCCAGACCAUGACCAGCCCCAUCACACACCGCAUUCCUGCCAACAAGUAAUAAUAAAUGUUAGUAUCCCAAGAGACAAAAUAAUUCUAACUCGAGCUAGACACAGCCACUUCAAAAGUCAACAGCAUGGUCAGUGUUUCGUACAAUAGUUGUAAUAGCCUCAGCUAAGGUUAUGCCUUCUGAUCUCCAAUCUAUGUCAAUAUAUAGUUGACUAAUUCCCCAUCAGAAAGCCAUAUUGUACAGAUGUUUAAAGAUGCCAUGUUUUUGUUGCCUCGUUUAGUUUAUAUAUUGAUGUAUAUUGUUUUAUAUACAUUUACUUUGCCUCUUUUUUUUCGGGCUGCACUGGACAUGUCAUACUUUGUGUUUGUUUCAAAAUCAUUCUUGAUCUGAUUCAUAUUUGGGAAAGGUUUGGUCAAUUUGUUGAUGUUGGUAAGUGCAAGACUACAAAGAGACUUGGUUGUGAUUCCCUUGUAUUAGUCCAGGUAUAUUUGGUUUGUAUUUUUCCUUGGCUCAUUUUGUACAUUUUGCACAAUACUCUUAGAUGCUUGUUUAAAGGAUUAAAUUUCUGAAGCUGUGUGAUUAGGUUUUUAAUUUUUACUUUAUUUCAACCUUGACAACCACCAUCAUGCUGAGUUGUUAGUCUCAAUAUGAAACAUAGCAUGCUCUUAGGUAAAGCUAACAUACACAAAAUGACUCUGAUGGUGAUAGGUAUUUUCACUAAAAGCUGUCAUCCACAACAAAAUGCAUUGGAGAAGGUGUUUUGUUUUUUGUUUUGUUUUUUUGUUGUUUUUUUGGCAUUUAAUUUUCAGAUUGAAGGUCAUUUCCAAGGAGUCAUAUCAUUGGUCUAAUGGUGUUAUUCUGGCUAUUCUGAUAAAUUUUGAGCAAAGGAUAACUUAUUGUUAUCAACAGCAACCACUUGAACUGACGAUUACCUUUUUCCAUCGGAUCACCUCAAAAUUCCCUUUUUGUUAGUACUGUUUACAGAAUUGCCAUUGGUCUAGACAUGAAUGUCGUUGAGUUUGGUAUCUGAAAAGCUUUUGUGAAAGGCCUACCUCAAGGUAAUUUCAUCUCAUUUGAGUAUUUGGUUUUGUAAUAAAUGAUAACGUCUUUCUAUAGACCAAAC
Lampris incognitus (smalleye Pacific opah) is the source of this 3061-nucleotide messenger RNA. RefSeq names its product terminal nucleotidyltransferase 2 (gene tent2). Gene Ontology annotation, molecular function: poly(A) RNA polymerase activity. The record is from RefSeq and is a predicted model, not a curated record. Gene Ontology annotation, cellular component: cytosol. The transcript has 15 exons. Lineage: Eukaryota; Metazoa; Chordata; Actinopteri; Lampriformes; Lampridae. The coding region runs from base 34 to 1521 and encodes 495 amino acids.